AUGGGAUCUGACAGCCCCGAAGACUUUUGGCUGUUUGGCUAUGGGAGUCUCAUCUGGAAGCCGCCUCCGCAUUUCGAUCAACGAAUUCCGGGUUAUAUACAAGGCUAUGUCCGACGAUUUUGGCAGCUUGUACUGAACAAUUUCCCCAGCGAAGACCAUCGAGGUACUCCUGAAGCUCCAGGCAGAGUUGUAACAUUGAUUGAGAAAUCCUUUUGGGAGACACUCGACGACCCUCAACGUCACACCGAGAAAGACCAUGUUUGGGGUGUCGCCUACCACAUCAUUCCUUCCAAAGUCAGAGAAGUUCAAGAGUAUCUUGACAUUCGCGAGAUCAAUGGAUACAGCAUUCAAUACACACCGUUCCAUCCUGCCGACUCCAACCUUCCCGACAUUCAUUGUUUAGUAUACAUUGGCAUGCCGGAUAAUCCUCAAUUCCUAGGCGCUCUUCAUCCGCAAGACAUCGCCGAAACCAUCAACUCCAGCAUCGGCCCUAGUGGUGAGAAUCGAGAAUACCUCCUCCACUUGGAGAAAGCUUUGGAGAGCUUGAGCACCAACAGCCAUGAUGAGCAUAUCACUGACUUAGCACGGCGCGUUCGUGCACUGGCCCCGCCAGUCCGUCUCUCACAGCUUCAGGGGUCGACUUAUGCGUUGAAACGGGUCAGCAGCACCGAGGAACAAGAGGAAAUUGAGAAAGAAGUAUGA
Exophiala spinifera is the source of this 702-nucleotide messenger RNA. RefSeq lists its product as uncharacterized. Gene Ontology annotation, cellular component: cytoplasm. The transcript is spliced from 6 exons. Lineage: Eukaryota; Fungi; Ascomycota; Eurotiomycetes; Chaetothyriales; Herpotrichiellaceae. The coding region runs from base 1 to 702 and encodes 233 amino acids. The record is from RefSeq and is a predicted model, not a curated record. Gene Ontology annotation, molecular function: glutathione specific gamma-glutamylcyclotransferase activity; gamma-glutamylcyclotransferase activity. Gene Ontology annotation, biological process: glutathione catabolic process.